Triticum aestivum (bread wheat) is the source of this 2899-nucleotide messenger RNA. RefSeq lists its product as uncharacterized. The transcript has a single exon. Lineage: Eukaryota; Viridiplantae; Streptophyta; Magnoliopsida; Poales; Poaceae. The record is from RefSeq and is a predicted model, not a curated record. Gene Ontology annotation, molecular function: protein binding. Bases 23 to 2644 code for a protein of 873 amino acids.
CUAGCAAGUAUCCCGAGCCAAGAUGGGCAAUCGUACAAGGAGAAAGAUCGUCCCGUCCAGCAGCGCGCUGCCGGACGAGAUCAUGACGGAGGUGCUUCUGCGGCUGCCGAUCAAGUCCCUGCUCCGCUUCCGCGCCGUGUGCCGCUCCUGGGCAGCGAACGUCUCCAGCGACGAGUUCUGCACGCUCCACGCGGCCAAGGCCGACGCCGACGCCGCGUCGGCUCCACCCAGGCUGCUCUUCGUCGCGCCCACCGCGGGAUACAAUUCCACGGCGGUCUAUUCCUGCUCGCCGUCGGGCCCCAGCGCGGACGUGCUCCUCACCCUCGACGAUGUGCGGGGCAACUUCGUCGGCCCGGUGGCCGCGCAGUGCCGGGGCCUCAGCCUCCUGUACGACGCCGUUCCGCCGGCCUACUACGUGCUCAACGCUGCCACCAGGGCGGUCACGCGGCUCCCUCCUUGCCCCGACGCGCCGAGAUCCAGCGCCGGACUGGGGUUUGAUCCGCGGACCGAGGAGUACAAGGUUGUCAGGCUGUUCACGCAGUCAUGCUACGACAAGCAGCUUAGGGACAGCAGGCUCCUUACCAAAUGCGAGACAUACACUCUUGGAGUUGGAGGCAGGUGUGGUGACCAGUGGACGCCUGCUGCCGGAGGAGUGCCGUCCUCCCGAGCUGCUCAAGCUGCCCUUGCAAAUGCUGAUCUCGACAAGCUGCCCCCGGUGUUCGUGGAUGGUUUUCUCCACUGGCUUAUGCUUCCGCUGGUUCAGAAAACCAUGUCCACCAUCAUGUCCUUCUCCAUCACAGAGGAGGCUUUCGGAUGGGUCCAGCCGCCGCCCUUCAUAACGUCUAGAAAUUCACACUUGGUGGAGCUUGACGGCCACCUAUGCAUGGCCCGCGACCUUCGUGCCGAUUCACCUAGCAUACUGGAGAUAUGGAAGCUGCUGCGGGGCUCUACCUCUGGCGACUGGUCCCUGGAUUAUCGCAUCGAUUUGUCGGCGCAGACAACAAGAGAGGUUCUUAUCGAGCUUGAAGCAAUUCGUAUUGAGCCUCAGGUUGUCAGAGUCCUUGGUGUUACGGGCAAUGAUAGAUCGGGGAAGAAGAUCAUCAUCGGCACGGCGCAACACGAGGUGCAUGCCUGGGAUGCCACGUCCGGAACCACCGAAACCAUUUUCUCGGUCGAGGAUACAAACCUAGGCUAUCAAGCCGAGUCUUCUUCCCUCCAUCUCUGCUUAUUCAAGGAAAGUCUUGCUCCGGUCCAUAGAACAAAUGAGGAGACGUCAUGGUCAUCUCCCGUGGGUAAGGCUGUCAAGGAGAUCUUGCUCCGGCUCCCUGCUAAAUCUGUCACACGGUUCAAAACUGUCUGCACCCAGUGGCGCAGACUGGUUGAGGGCAAGGUCUUUACGCGCUCAUACUUGGAAACGCAUAAGAAAAUGGACAAGCAGGGGGCAAAGAUCAUGCUCGUGGGCAAGGGCACCCAACAGGCACCCUUCCGGUUCACUCCGCUCAAGAAAUGGCUUUCCGAGGGAUCCAGCUCUAGUGAAGGUGCAAGACUGGAGACCAAGGUGGUUUGCUCCAAGCCUUGCCAUGGCUUGAACCUUGUAAGCACUGCAGAAGAAGACUAUCUUUACAACCCUUGCACAGGUUACUGCUACAAGAUCCCUUCCGACCCAGGGUCAUCUGUGCGUACACCAUGGGAAAGGCCCGAUGAUGGUUGUGCUGGUAUACAACAAAACUCCGCCUUCUCAAUAGGUAAUAAGAACAUUGGCUUGGGUUUCAGUCCGUUGAAUCAGGAGCAUAUAGCUAUAAUCAUUCGUUAUAAGCAUAAGGACUUAAGAUCUCGCAAUUAUCGCUUGACAUGCUCGGUAUGGCAGCGAUGUAGUUGGUACCAAUAUAGUAUCUCCAACCCGCCACUUCCAGUGAAUGACAUGCCACCGGCCUAUGUGGCUGGGGUAUUUUACUGGAUGGGCGAUCCUUUGCUGGGUCCGAUCAAUGAACAGGUCAUAGUGGCGUUUGACAUUGCCAGAAAUGAAUAUGACACCAUCCCCUGCCCCUCACACAUUGCAAGAUGGUGCAGCAAUGGCCGUCGGCAUGGCUUUGUGACAGAGCUUCAGGGAACGUUGUGUGUUGUUCUUGCAGAUUCGAUGGAGGAUGAGUUACAGAUAUGGAAGCAGGAGCAUGAUCGGUGGGACAGAGCAUACACCAUAUGUUUGAAAGCAUGGCCCGACUACUCUCUUGUGUCGAAUGUCGUGGUUCCGUUGUCCAUUGAUUCCAAGGAUGGCAGGAUAAUGUUGAGCACCGGAAGGAAGGUUGGUCUCUACGAUCCAAUUGGUAAAACACUUGAGAGGUUGUGCGCAGUAGACGGGAUGCCUCGUUGCACCGGUAAAAGGAGGGAACUUCCUAGAGCUUCGGAAGGAUUGCAACGACCAAGCAAAAGGCCACGCUCGGGCCACAACAUACAUGGAUGCAUGGAAUCGGUAACGGGACAAGACAUACUCCAGGCUUCCUCUUUGAAGAAAUGCAGCAACAAUAUGUCUAUGGAGAAGCUAAAUGCAGAAAUCCCUAGUGCAAUUAUGUCUGCAGUUCCGCUGUUAUACGAGGAGAGCCUAACGAGUUAUCCGCGUGUGCUCAAAAAGAGGUUGUUAGACUGAUGUGGACAUCCUAUCAGAAAGGGAAUGAAAGAUAUCAUGUCAUAUCUAAGGGAAUGAAGGCUACCAUGUCAUAUCUAUAUUCAGACUAACAAUGCUAUGUGAAGUAAUGAUGAGUUGUCAACUUGUUAUAUACUGUAUUCAGCUAAAGUGUAUUGAAAGAUAACCUUCACUAGGUGAUUAAAGGGAACAAAUGUUAUCAUUAUUUGUAUAACAAAGUGUGGAAGAUGACAAAUAAAGUUUCUCGCCAAACAAAAA